AUGGUCAACUCCUGUUGUGGCUCCACCUGCUCUGGUCAGAGCUGUGGCCAGACCUGCUGCUGUCGGCCCACCUGUUGCCAGACCACCUGCUGUAGAACCACUUGCUGUCGCCCCAGCUGUUGUGUGUCCAGCUGCUGCAGGCCCAGCUGUUGUGGCUGUGGCUCUGGCUGUGGCUCCUGUUGCUGCAGGCCCAGUUGCUGUGGUUCCUGCUGCUGUCGCCCCACCUGCUGCCAGACCACCUGCUGCAGGCCCAGCUGCUGUCGCCCCACAUGCUGCCAGACCACCUGCUGCAGGACUACUUGCUGCCGCCCCAGCUGCUGUGUGUCCAGCUGCUGCCGCCCCAGUUGUGAUCAGACUUGCUGCUGUCGGCCCAGCUGCUGCCAGAAUACCUGUUGCAGGAGCUGUGACUGUGGCUAUGGCUCCUGCUGCUGUAGGCCCAGCUGCUGUGGUUCCUGCCACUGUUGCCCCAUGUGCUGCUAG
Messenger RNA from Tupaia belangeri chinensis (Chinese tree shrew), 480 nucleotides. Its product is annotated as keratin-associated protein 4-2. The record is from RefSeq and is a predicted model, not a curated record. The coding region runs from base 1 to 480 and encodes 159 amino acids. Lineage: Eukaryota; Metazoa; Chordata; Mammalia; Scandentia; Tupaiidae. The transcript is spliced from 3 exons. Gene Ontology annotation, cellular component: keratin filament.